Protopolystoma xenopodis is the source of this 954-nucleotide messenger RNA. NCBI's taxonomy places the organism in Eukaryota, Metazoa, Platyhelminthes, Monogenea, Polystomatidea, Polystomatidae. The record is from the annotation of a GenBank genome assembly.
AUGUUACCUCGCUCUGACGAUGUCCGUCAUAUGACGGACGAAAGCUCAGCACGUGUUCACCGGAAUCGAAAGAAAUUGCCUCGGAAACAGCGUCAGCAUGAAUCUUCCAGUAAAGCCAAUCGACAGCUGGUCAAGAGGAAUGGCCGUCGUCUUCUGGUGGCACUGACCAUUGAAUCCCUUCACCCAACACUUUCACUCGAAAUUGAAGUAAGCUACCGUCGUCUUCUGGUGGAACCGACCUUCGAAUCUCUUCACCCAACACUUUCACUCGAAGUGGAAGUAAGCUCAAGUCGUCUUCUGGUGGAACCGACCGUCGAAUCGCUUCACUCAACACUUUCACUCGAAAUGGAAGUCAGCUCAAUGUCUUCUGAUGGAACCGACCUUCGAAUCUCUUCACCCAACAUUUCUACUCGAAAUGGAAGUAAUCCCAACAUUCUUCUGGUGGAACCGACCUUCGAAUCUCUUCACCCAACACUUUCACUCGGAAUGGAAGUAAGCUCAACAAUUAUUCUGGUGGAACCGACCUUCGAAUCUCUUAACCCAACACUUUUACUCGAAAUGGAAGUAAUCCCAACAAGUAAAAGUAAUGUCUGUUCUCGGCCAUCAAGGUUUGAUGACCACAUAAACAUUUAUGGUGACGCUGUUUUCGCAGUAAUCUUCUUCGAUUCCUGUGAAAAGUUGCUGAUCUCCAGUUUUCGAUUAGUGAAAAUAGUUAAACAACAUCUACUUAUGUUCUUGCUUGUAUUCCUUACAUUUACUAUAUUUCCUAUUCGGAUUAUUUAUAUGGCUUCUCUUAUUUUACGUUUGCUGCAGACAUGCCAUAAUAAGCUAAACGAAAAGUUUGUGACCAUUCAGUCUCGCGUCCAGUUUCUGCUUUCUGCUCAGCCAGCUCUGAUUUAUCAACCUAACAGCCUCUGCAGGCGCUUUUGCUCUCAACCACCCUUUGUCGAAUGA